AUGCCCGAAUUCAUUAGCGUCACCUUCCCAAAUGAGUCGACGGAGCUCGCGCCCAUUCCCGGUGCGCCCAUCGAUCCCGAGUAUCUCGUUCGCUAUGCGCGCUCUCUAGAUGAUUUCGGAUAUAAUCACACAUUGGUGCCAUAUGAUUCAUCUUCCUUCGACCCCUUCACCAUCGGAGCAACAAUUCUCUCGGUGACCAAAAAUAUCAAAGUGAUCAUCGCUCUUCGCCCAAACACCCUCUACCCCACAGUCGCCGCAAAGGCCCUUUCAACUCUCGAUCAGCUAAGUCGCGGCCGAGUGGUCGUCCACUUCAUCGCCGGAGGCAGCGAUGCAGAGCAAGCCAAGGAAGGCGACUUCCUGAGUAAAGACCAGCGUUACGGACGUCUGGAAGAAUAUAUUAAGAUCCUCCGUCGUGCUUGGAAGUCCGAUGAGCCUUUUGAUUGGGAGGGAGAGUACUAUCAAUUCAAGCAAUUCAGCAACCGUGUGCGUCCCACAAACGGAACCAUCCCUGUCUCAGUGGGUGGAUCUUCCGACGAGGCAUACCGCAUCGGAGGCUCCCUUGCCGACAUCUUCGGACUCUGGGGCGAGCCACUCAAGGAAACAAAGGAGCAAAUUGACCGAAUCUACGCUGCCUCCGACAAGGCUGGUCGUCCCGAGUCCGACAGACCUCGCAUCUGGGUUACCUUCCGUCCCAUCCUUGCAGAGACAGAUGAUCUUGCAUGGGCCAAGGCACAUGCGACUCUCGAGGCGCUCUCCACUCACCGGGCAAAUGGCCAAGGCAAGGUCCCUGCCAACGCGCCGCCUCCUCAGAAUGUAGGCUCGCAGCGUCUUCUUGAUAUUGCGGCUCGUGGAGAAAUUCAAGACCGUGCGCUGUGGUACCCCACUGUCACUGCGACAAAUGCACGUGGUGCGUCUACUGCGUUGGUGGGAUCGCCUAAGACAAUCACGGACUCGCUGCUUGACUACGUGGACCUCGGUGCGGAUUUGAUUUCCGUCCGUGGCUACGAUAACCUUAACGACUCUAUCGACUACGGGCGCUUCGUGCUUCCUCGGGUGCGACAGGUCUUGAAGGAGCGCGAGAAUGGCACUUCAGCCUAA
This is a messenger RNA of Penicillium brevicompactum, 1098 nucleotides long. RefSeq names its product LLM class flavin-dependent oxidoreductase. NCBI's taxonomy places the organism in Eukaryota, Fungi, Ascomycota, Eurotiomycetes, Eurotiales, Aspergillaceae. The transcript has a single exon. The record is from RefSeq and is a predicted model, not a curated record. The coding region runs from base 1 to 1098 and encodes 365 amino acids. Gene Ontology annotation, molecular function: oxidoreductase activity, acting on paired donors, with incorporation or reduction of molecular oxygen.